Molecule: messenger RNA, 291 nt
Organism: Colletotrichum phormii
Lineage: Eukaryota; Fungi; Ascomycota; Sordariomycetes; Glomerellales; Glomerellaceae
Exons: 3
Coding region: 1-291 (96 amino acids)
Source: RefSeq, a predicted model, not a curated record
AUGCCUCCCAAAAAGUCCACCGCUACCGAGGGCGAGAACGCCAUCGUCUCCCUCCCUCACGGACGCCGAGACCAAAGUGCUCGAGAUCGCCUUCGCACAAUCUCCAAGAAGCCUGCCGGUGUGAAGAAGACGUCCAUCAAGAAGAAGGGCGUCGCGCGGCGCAAGAAGAAAUACAAGAAGGACGAGUCCUCGGGCUCUGAUAUCGAUGAGGACAUCUCGGGCAAGCUUGAGUCUGACACCGAUGGCGAAGCUGCUGCCAAGGCGGAGCUCGGAGCUCCACAAACCCGAUAG